Messenger RNA from Penicillium verhagenii, 2073 nucleotides. Its product is annotated as F-box/WD repeat-containing protein. Bases 1 to 2073 code for a protein of 690 amino acids. NCBI's taxonomy places the organism in Eukaryota, Fungi, Ascomycota, Eurotiomycetes, Eurotiales, Aspergillaceae. The transcript is spliced from 3 exons. The record is from RefSeq and is a predicted model, not a curated record. Gene Ontology annotation, molecular function: protein binding.
AUGUCGCCACGAGAGUCCACUACCUCCACGAAACGCCACCCCUCGUCACUUCGUCCACGAGCCCGAACUGCAGUGCAGGUCCCCUUUCCCAAAGACUACACAUUCGACCAGUGGCAAGUUGGAGCCUGUCAGGAUCAUAAUGCAUCGGUGGUCGAAGAGAUGGAGCCUUUCCCGCACGCUGCGCCCCGACGCCGUGCGGCUAAGAGCUUCUCGAGUCUGCGCCACCCAGUGGAUGGCUUAGUAGCCCUGGGACGCCGCCUUUCGGUCACCAUUCGCAACAAGUCGUCAAAGCACAAUCUCCAGGUUCAAGGAGAGGAGGAGAAGGAGGAGGAUAACGAAUACCGCCAUUACCAAAUCGCAAGUCAUUCCCACAAGCGCAAUGCUGCGUCUGGUAACUGGGAGGUGCGACCGCAGCCAUGGACGCAUGGCUAUAGUCAAGUCAACCGUCGUCCUUCUCUGAACAGCGUCUCUGCGCUCCACAGCUUUUAUGCGCCCACCGCAGCAAUUCCAGCUCCUAUCCCGGGCCAUGGAUUGGAGCCGCCCAUCCUACCCAACGAUCGGUUCUCCGGUGCGGCGGCCCGUGCCGCGGCUGCGGCGCAAAACGAGCAGAUGGAGAUGGCCAGACUCGAGUUGGCCCAAGCAGAGCGUAGGAAGAUGCUUGAUAUGAUCGUGACGCAGGACUCCGAGAGUGGGAUCGAAAUUGAUUUGCGAGAUCAUACUGACUCGGACGAUGAGCUGGACAUAAUGCGCCUUGAUCCGGCUUCUUACUUGCCUGCUGAGCUCAUGACACACAUUCUUUGCCAUUUAGACCCUGCCUCUUUGUUAAAUUCUGAGCUGGUUUCACGUCUCUGGAACCAGCAAGCAUCGUCCCCUUAUGUCUGGAAGCCCGUGUUUCGUGGUGCCUACCCCCGCCGUCCUGCCAGUUCCACCGCAACCAAGAAAAAGCAGUCUCUCGGGUUGGGGAAGCAGAUGCCCCACCAAGACUGGAAGAGAAUGUUUCUUGUUCGACGAGCUCUCGAGCACCGUUGGAAAGAGGGGAAAGCGGCCGCAAUUUAUUUGCAUGGACAUCAGGACAGCGUUUACUGUGCGCAGUUUGAUGAAGAUAAAAUUAUUACCGGAUCUCGGGAUCGCACAAUUCGUGUGUGGGAUGCUCACUAUCCUUGGUCUUGUCUCAAGGUCAUUGGUCCCCCUCUGGACGACGUGCCCGGGAUUGGCCAAGUGAACAACCCGGCCCAACAAGCGACCGGAAAGUCUCCCUUCCUGACCAUCUGUCCUCCGUCCACACCUCUGGAGAACAUUGCUUCACCAGUGACACAGUCGCUAGAUUACCAUAGUGCCUCGAUUCUCUGUCUUCGAUUUGAUGAGGAGAUCAUGGUCACUGGGUCUUCGGACUUUACCUGUAUCAUGUGGGAUAUCAAAAAUGACUACAAGCCGAUCCGUCGUCUUUCUGGUCACCGUGCUGGAGUCUUGGAUGUCUGUUUUGAUGAUCGUUACAUCGUUUCAUGCUCCAAGGAUAGCACCAUCUGCGUGUGGAGCCGCAAGACUGGCGAACUCCUGAAGAACCUUGUGGGUCACCGCGGGCCGGUGAAUGCUGUACAGCUGCGGGGUGAUCUCGUGGUGUCAGCCAGCGGUGAUGGUGUGGCUAAGCUGUGGAACGUCACAUCCGGCCACUGCGUCAAGGAGUUUCCCAGCAAGGACCGUGGCCUAGCUUGUGUUGAGUUCAGCGACGAUGGUCGGACCAUCUUGACGGGUGGCAAUGACAAGACCAUCUACCAAUUCGAUGCCAAUACGGGCGAAUUGGUCAAUGAACUCCACGGCCACACUGGGUUGAUCCGCUCGCUGCACUUGGACAGCAUGAACAAGCGCAUCGUGAGUGGCAGCUAUGAUAUGAGUGUCAAGGUUUUCGAUGCAGACUCUGGAAAGCUAUCUAUUGAUCUGCCUGGAUGGACCACCAGCUGGAUGUUGAACGUCCAGUCAGAUUACCGACGCAUCGUAGCCACCAGCCAGGACUCGCGAGCUGUGAUCAUGGACUUUGGUUAUGGUCUCGAUGGGAUUGAAUUGCUGGAAGAGUGA